AUGUCUAUUGAGACCAUCGACGUCGAGACGAUGUUACAUGUGGCGACAAAGGCCGCACGCGCUGCAGGUGCUCACAUGAAAUCGUGUUUAGUAUCAUCACGAAUAGAAAAGACCAAAUCUAGCAAAGAUGACCUAGUUACGGUCGUGGAUAAACAGUGUCAGGAUCUUGUGUUUGCCAUCAUUAGUGAGAAUUUUCCAAGCCAUGAAUUUCUAGGUGAGGAAGACAUUGCUCCCGGUAGCGAGGCUUCAGCUCGCGCAUUGAGUGACAUGGAGAGCAAGGAGUGGCUUUGGAUUGUAGACCCAAUUGAUGGUACGACAAACUUUGUACACCAUCGUCCUGCUAGCGUUGUAUCUAUCGCCUGUGCACAUCAAGGUGAAGUCGUGGUUGGUGUUAUUUACGAUCCAUAUCGGGAUGAGAUCUUUACAGCUCAAAAGGACAAGGGAGCAUUUCUAAAUGAGCAGCCAAUACACGUAAGUCACGAGACGUCAUUUUCCGAAGCGUUAGUAGGUUUUGGUAUUGGAACGAAAGAGAGCGUGAGAUUGCCCAUGUUGGACUGUGUCCGCGAGUUUUCAGCUAAAUGUCGAGGCUUGCGUUUACAAGGUGCUGCAGCUAUUGAACUCGCAUGGACGGCGGCUGGACGCCAAACGGCAUUUUAUGAGCUUGAUCUAAAUUCAUGGGAUCUCGCGGCUGGUGCUUUAUUGGUUAAAGAGGCUGGUGGUGCUGUAACCAAUAGCGAUGGAACACCUUAUACUCUUCGUACACGCAACGUUAUUGUGUCGAAUAACAAGGGAGAUAUCCAUACGAGUAUGAUUGAGCUUAUUCAUAAGGCUCAUGCUACUCAUGUGCGCAAGUAA
This is a messenger RNA of Plasmopara halstedii, 855 nucleotides long. Its product is annotated as myo-inositol-1(or 4)-monophosphatase. The record is from RefSeq and is a predicted model, not a curated record. Gene Ontology annotation, biological process: phosphatidylinositol phosphate biosynthetic process; signal transduction; inositol metabolic process. The coding region runs from base 1 to 855 and encodes 284 amino acids. Lineage: Eukaryota; Oomycota; Peronosporomycetes; Peronosporales; Peronosporaceae. The transcript is spliced from 2 exons. Gene Ontology annotation, molecular function: inositol monophosphate 1-phosphatase activity.